AUGGCGUACAACGUCCUUCUCCUCGUGUACGUCAUCCUGCAGUUCAUCGCGUUCCUCUUGGUGCUGGUGGCCACGCCCAUGGAGAUGUUCCGUCAAAAAGACGUUUCUCCGGAUGGCAGCUUUUUUUGCUACACGUUGUGGGGCUUUAAAUUCAACUGCCGUUCUCUUGAUUAUGAUGUCCCAAUACAUGAGGUAUUCACGAACUGUCCUGUCUUACUCCACCGCUUCCGCGCUGCACAGGCGUUCGCCAUCAUCUCCAUCUUCGUGUACGGCGCGGCGUUCAUCCUGGGCUUGAUAUUGCUGUUCUGCUCCCCCUCCCUCCGCAUGGUCUGCCUGGCGCUGAACAUCGUUGGCAUUGCCACCUUGUGCGUUGUGUGGGCGGCCAUGGCAGUGACGUACAACACCUAUGAUGGCCCACAGUGCUUACGUGUAAACAUAUUUCUCAAAUAUGGUGCCGGCUUUGUUCUCUUUGUGAUUGCGUGGAUACUGGAUAUCAUCAACACGGUGAUCCUGCUGCUCCCGUGCACAGUCACGGACAGUGACGAGGAUAAGCACAAGCAACCGGCAGCGGGAGAGUAG
This is a messenger RNA of Leishmania mexicana MHOM/GT/2001/U1103, 579 nucleotides long. RefSeq lists its product as uncharacterized. Bases 1 to 579 code for a protein of 192 amino acids. The transcript has a single exon. The record is from RefSeq and is a predicted model, not a curated record. Lineage: Eukaryota; Euglenozoa; Kinetoplastea; Trypanosomatida; Trypanosomatidae.